Messenger RNA from Nezara viridula (southern green stink bug), 333 nucleotides. The record is from the annotation of a GenBank genome assembly. Lineage: Eukaryota; Metazoa; Arthropoda; Insecta; Hemiptera; Pentatomidae.
AUGUGCAACACAAUUAGCCAAGCCGUUCAACUCUCAAGGACACCGCCUAGGAUAUUUAAUCCCCUUAUCUGUAAUGACACCCUCUUUGAGUCUCGAAGUAAUUUCCGAUCGAGCCUAUUGGUCGUAAGAGUAGACCCACUUAGCUACACCGUAUCUGAUUGGAGGACCGACAGCCGGCUACAGUUAACUGUUCGCCCAUUGGUCAAUGGACUCGGCUUCCUCCGCUCGCAUGGGAUACGACCAUUUCAAUACGGCGCAAGGUGCCAUUACCUAAUUCGCGUUGGCCAAUCGCCUUUCGCGUUAAUAACGCUCUCGAACGCUAUUGGCCGGUGA